Lachancea fermentati is the source of this 510-nucleotide messenger RNA. Lineage: Eukaryota; Fungi; Ascomycota; Saccharomycetes; Saccharomycetales; Saccharomycetaceae. The record is from the annotation of a GenBank genome assembly.
AUGUCAUCAUUGCAGACUGAGCUUGCGGAAAGAAAGAGAAGACUUGAAUUACUGAAAAACAAGGCAUCCAAGAAAUCUGAACGACCUUCUUCGACUAGGGAUGAUAUAAUUACAGAUUCAUCUCUUUCACUGGAGGAGAGGAAUUCAACGCAGGAAACAGAACUUCAGGGGGCUCACAAUCUGGCUAGUGAUGGAAUAGCUUUCAGGGGAACCUCUUCGCGAGCAUUUGGUUUGGAAACAGCAGAGACGUUGUCUGCCAAAGUUCAAGCACAGAUCCUUUCUCAGAUCGAACACAAGACAAAUAAUCCUAGAACGGAAUCAAUAGAUACUGUCUCAGAAGUUAGUAUAGAUGGUAAUGCCGAUGAAUUAAAUACGACUGCACCAAAGCCUACAAGUGACUUGGAAGAAAAGCUGAAACCAGAAUUGGAUGUUUUACAACAACGCACGGAUGAGGCUAUCAAACGUCUCGUAAGGCGAAGGCUACUAGCGCAAGCCAAGGAAGAAGAUUGA